AUGACCCCAGAGGAAAUCGAGGAGCUGUUCAAGCGCACCGACGGCGUGGUCGUGGUGCAGGAUGCCGGCGGCGACGAGGACGACGAUGAGCCCACCCUGACUGAGGACGAGACGAGCUACAGGGUUGCCCGCCUCAAGGACGUGCUGCUUGAGGCUCAGAGUGCCUGGGACGGCGGAUCUGAAGUUCUCGACCGCAUUGCCGAGAAGCUCGGUGAUGGAAGCCGGCGCUAUGAGAAUAGAGCCCGCGUCGUCGAGGACGGCCACAUCAACGCCAUCAUAGACCUCCUUCAGCAUGAUUCCUUGCUGCCAUAUGUGGUCACCGUUUUAUAUAAUGUCUUGGUGGACUAUGAACCAGUCCAGCUGCAGGCCUGUGAGGCCGGCCUCAGCCAACGGCUAACAGAUCUCCUCAGCGGGCCUCGUCUCGAGACGUCCCGUCCCUUGAUCGGCCUGAUAUGCAAGAUCCUCGCCCUCCUCAUCGCCCAGGAGCCCGAGGUCCGCACGGGAUCCCCAACAACACCUCAGGUCCUCCUCAACAUCGCCACCAGCCAGGAGCACCCCGUCGACCUCGAGGACUUCAGCGCCCUCACGUCCGUGGCGCUCGCGUACUUGACCCACGAGACAUUUCAGACGAGCAACCUGGCCAGCGUCCCGCUCCUCCUGGAGGCGUUCUCCAUGUCCCACACAUCCUUCGACCCAUCCGACGCCGCCGACCCCGAUGCCGCCGCGCAGCUGAAGCAGGUCCGCAGCGCCUUCGUCCCCGUGCUCGCCGACAUCUCAGCACUGCCGGGCUUCAUCCCGGUGCCGACCCCGGACAACGCUCAAGCACCACCACUCCUCCAGCACCCCGUCUUCCAGACCCUCCAAGGCUGGCUGCGCAGCUCAGCCGAGCACGCCACCCUGCAGUCGGCAGCGUGCCUGGCGCUGGGCAACGUGGCGCGCAGCGACGCAACGUGCGAGACCCUCGUCGGCAGCGGCGCCAUCCACGAGCCGCUCAUCGACCUCCUGACUCGGUGCACGGGCAGCGGCACAACAACAACAACAACAGCAUCCCCGCCCAACGCGCAGCUCACGCACGCGGUGCUCAGCUUCCUCAAGAACCUCGCCAUCCCCGCCGCCAACAAGCCCGCGCUGGGCCGCCUGCUGGAGCCGGGGCUCCUGCCGAAGCUGUGGUCGACGUGGGGCGACGCGCAGCCGCAGUCGCAGUUCGCGGCCGUGUCGCUGGGGCGGCUGCUGCUGGUGGGCUGCGCGGCGAACGCGGCGAGGCUGGUCGCGCCGCUGGGCCGGGACGCGGAGCCAUCCGGUCCUGUCCAGACGAAUCUGCAUGUCCUGUUGUCGCUGUUCCAGCGCAGCGACGCGGAGCCGACCAAGACGGAGGUCGCGCGCGCCGUGGCGAACGUGUGCCGGACGCUGCACUCCGCACCGGUCGAGUCGGUCCUGUCGGAGGAGUGGGAAGAACCACCACCAUCCUCUGCCGACGACCAAGGCGGCAACACGCCCGCUACCACGACCACAAGCACACAAGACCCCACAACCUCGGAAACGCGCCGCGCACACUUCUACGCCGCCCACCCCGCCGUCCCAACCACGCUCUCCCUCCUCCUCACGCAGACGCGCUUCCCCGCGCUGCGGUCCGAGGCCUGGUUCGUGCUCGCGCUGACGAGCCGCUCCGUGUCGGGCGCGCGCGUGGCCCGCGCCGUGCUGGAGCCGGCGGGGGCGUGCCGCGCGCUCGUGGAGGCCGUCACGGGGCGGCGGGACGUGUCGGACGGGGACGACCUGCUGCUGGCCGCGGGGUCGCCGGCAUCUGGCCGCGACGACGCGGUGGAGGAUGUGCUGAGCAACAGCACCGGCGGCGCCGCUGGAGCGGAACCGAACCAGGCGGGCGGCGCGGUCGGAGGGGUCAGCCUUGGGAUGGAGGGUCUUGGACUUGGAGACCUGCAGCCGCAGCAGGUGGACCCUGCGGCGCGGGCGGGCAUGACGCGGAUCGAUCGUGAGAAUGGGCUGUGUCUUGUUGCCGAGCUGGUGCGGAACUGUGCGGGCGAGCUAGAUCCGGCCAGGAGGGCUAUCUACGAACGGCUGCUGGUGACGGGAGGGGAGCUGGUUUUAAACUCUAGGGGUGAGGUUGCCAGCGGGUAA
Diaporthe amygdali is the source of this 2133-nucleotide messenger RNA. Its product is annotated as gtp binding protein. NCBI's taxonomy places the organism in Eukaryota, Fungi, Ascomycota, Sordariomycetes, Diaporthales, Diaporthaceae. Bases 1 to 2133 code for a protein of 710 amino acids. Gene Ontology annotation, molecular function: guanyl-nucleotide exchange factor activity; protein binding. The transcript is spliced from 3 exons. Gene Ontology annotation, biological process: positive regulation of GTPase activity. The record is from RefSeq and is a predicted model, not a curated record. Gene Ontology annotation, cellular component: cytosol.